AUGCGUUUCCACACUGUCGCUCUCCUCACUGGCGCAACUGCUGCCGCUGCGGGUAACACCGCUACUCUGCUUCUCCCUGGUUUCCAGGGUCGCAACCUCGAGGCUGGUAUCAUCAGCAAGGCUGGCGAUGCCACCACCUACCUGGUGACCUGCCCGACCACCGUCGCCUCUGCUGACUGCGGUAUCCCCGGCAAGGGCAUGACUGCUGUCGCUGCCCCCAGCUCCGCUGAGCUGUACCAGGCUUACGCUGACGGCAGCACCGCCACCGUCUCCUGCGCUGUUGCUGGCACCACCUACGCCUCCUGCUCCGCUGCGCAGGGCACCGUGACCGUCGAGCACACACUGGACUCCAAGAACAUCAACUGGAUGCCCGUCACUGUGACUGGAGACUGCUCGACCAGCACUCCCACUCCCACUCCUACCCCUACUAUCACCACUACCGAGGUCACCCAGACCUCUACCUCGACUUCCAGCCCGAUCUCGAGCCCCAUCAAGUCUACUUCUCGCCCGGCCUCGUCCACCCCUGUUGCUAGCAGCACCCCUCUGGCCCCCAGCCAGACCGGUGCCAGCACCUCCGCCCCGGCCGCGACCCAGCCCGCUGCGCCCAACGCUGCCGUCUCUCUGGCCGGCAACGGCUGGACUCUCGGCGGUGCCGUCCUGGCUAUGGUCUACGCUCUUGUGUAA
Penicillium cataractarum is the source of this 684-nucleotide messenger RNA. Its product is annotated as putative GPI anchored glycoprotein. The transcript is spliced from 3 exons. The record is from RefSeq and is a predicted model, not a curated record. Bases 1 to 684 code for a protein of 227 amino acids. NCBI's taxonomy places the organism in Eukaryota, Fungi, Ascomycota, Eurotiomycetes, Eurotiales, Aspergillaceae.